UCUUUCUUUCACACGGUUACAAUUAUUCAUUGUGUUUCAAUCAAAUGCACACCCCUCACACAAAUGUGACCCUGCCCCUGAUAUGAAGGCUAAAGUCUCAUAAUUAUGAAAUUAGGAGCAUCACAGUUUGAUUUCAUUCAUUAAUUUCACUUUGAUUUCAAUCUUUGACUUAAUCUUACUGAGUCAAUAUUAAAGAUAUCAAUGUUGUAUUUUAUUAUAUAUGUAAUGUUGUUUUAAAAUUAAGGCAGGAUAACACACACAUCUGAUAAGCAUAUCUUGGACUGCACACGACUGAACCAGCCCACAAACUGGACAUCCAAUAGCCUGCUAAGAGGCGUGGUUGCGAUGGGCAUUUAAAAGUUUCUCAGAGAAUCUAUCUGUUCACAGGACUUCUAAGCUUGUGUUAAAGACACUUGUCAGAAACUACACAGUCGCAAACAUGGUUCAGUGGACAGACUUUGAGCGCACCACUCUUCAGGACAUCUUCUCUAAAGUAGACCUCGAUGCCCUUGGUCAUCAGGCCUUGGCAAGAUGCCUUGUCGUUUAUCCCUGGACCCAGCGUUACUUCGGUAAGUUUGGAAACCUGUACAACGCCGCUGCCAUCCUGGGAAACCCAAUGGUUGCUGCUCACGGUAAAGUUGUCGUUGGUGGAUUGGUGAAAGCUUUGAAGAACUUGGACGACAUCAAAGAGACAUAUGCCGAAUUAAGUGUGCUGCACUCUGAGAAACUCCACGUAGAUCCUGACAACUUCAGGCUUUUGGCUGACUGCAUUACCAUUGUUGUCGCUGCACAACUGGGAGCUGCAUUCACCCCUGAAGUCCAGGCUGCUUUACAGAAGUUCCUCGCUGUUGUGAACGCCUCUCUUAGGAGACAAUACCACUAGAGACCAACAAUGCUUUGACUGAUAAACAGAGAAUCUGACAUCUGAUGUUUCAACAAAACAUUUUGUUCAUCUGUGUUAAAACAAAUAAAUGUUUCAAUAUUUAAUA
Molecule: messenger RNA, 989 nt
Organism: Misgurnus anguillicaudatus (oriental weatherfish)
Lineage: Eukaryota; Metazoa; Chordata; Actinopteri; Cypriniformes; Cobitidae
Product: hemoglobin subunit beta-like
Biological process (GO): hydrogen peroxide catabolic process; oxygen transport
Cellular component (GO): blood microparticle; hemoglobin complex; haptoglobin-hemoglobin complex
Molecular function (GO): heme binding; haptoglobin binding; oxygen carrier activity
Source: RefSeq, a predicted model, not a curated record